UGAAAUAAAUAAAAAUUUGGAUCGUCUCGUAUUGCGUGGUUCAUUGUCCUACUUGUUUACAAAAAGUGUGGAAUUGGGAAAGUCUUCGUUGUAUUCCGAUUUGCAUACAUAAUUCGGCAUCUAAUUCACGGUUUUCAUGUUACGCAGCUUAGCUACAAUGGCAUCGUCAUUUUCUCGUCUCGUGCGAUUCGUUCCCAAGUCUGACCCCUCCAAAAUCUUCAUUGGAGAACCCGUUGACACCAAAGUCGAUGUUGGAGUGGCUCUUUACGAAGGCAAGGACGUUCAGGUGAAGCGGUUUUCUGGCUCCUCCAUCCUAGAACCUGGUGAGAAGACCGAUGGGGUAGAAAGUAUCAAAACACUCCUCUCGCCACUGGCUCAGAAAGAGGUUGGCACAAUCCGUUGCAUCGGCUUAAAUUAUGUCUCUCAUGCUGCCGAAAUGGGACUCGCACUACCUGAAAUCCCAACUGUCUUCCUCAAGCCCGCCACUGCGCUGUCAGACCCCUGGCCAGCGCUGUCGAUUCUACCCAAAAUCACACAGAAGGAUAACACCGGUGACUACGAGUCUGAGCUAGCAAUCAUAAUUGGAAAAGAUGCAAAGAAUGUCUCCGAGGCGGAUGCUCUGGACUAUGUUCUCGGAUACACAGCAGCCAACGACGUUUCGAGUCGGACAUCACAGAAUAAGCAAAGCCAGUGGUGUUUCUCGAAGGGCUUCGACAGUUCCUGCCCAUUAGGCCCUGUUGUCGCAUCAAGCGCGCAUGUCUCUGAUGCAUCUAAACUUCGCAUUCGUGGAGCUAAGAACGGCGCUGUUGUGCAAGACUGCGGCCUCACAGAUAUGAUCUUCACUGUAUCCCAGCUUGUCAGCUUCCUUUCUCAAGGCACAACCCUGCCGGCGGGCACCGUCAUUCUAACAGGCACGCCGCCCGGUGUUGGAGCAGCCAAGAAGCCGCCGCAAUUCCUCAAGGAGGGUGAUGAAUUCCGCGUCUCGGUGGAACCGUAUAUUGGUACGCUGAUCACUCAGUUCAAGAAUGAAGAGUGACUU
Molecule: messenger RNA, 1039 nt
Organism: Talaromyces proteolyticus
Lineage: Eukaryota; Fungi; Ascomycota; Eurotiomycetes; Eurotiales; Trichocomaceae
Product: fumarylacetoacetate hydrolase family protein
Exons: 5
Coding region: 137-1036 (299 amino acids)
Molecular function (GO): acetylpyruvate hydrolase activity
Source: RefSeq, a predicted model, not a curated record